AAAAAGGAAAAAAGAAAAAAUAGCUGGAAACAAUAACAGGGCCAUGUUUUUAGAUUCUCCGAAAUUGGAGGGGAAAUCAUGCAAAAAGACAAAAGUUAGCGUUUUUACUUCAUCCCUUUUCUUUUUUUUUUUCAAUUUGGCCUUCCUUCCUUCGUAUAACCAAACGAAACAACGCGAAGACCAGAAAUCCAGCUCUAUCUUGCGCGCGCUCGGUUCUUCCUUCUCUGAAGCGAUGAGUCUCUUCGGUCUAGGCAGCAGAAAUCAAAGGACUUUUCGCCCCAAGAAGAGUGCACCAUCGGGGAGUAAGGGGGCUCAACUCAGAAAGCAUAUUGAUGCCACACUCGGUAGUGGAAAUUUAAGGGAAGCAGUGAGACUUCCAACUGGGGAGGAUUUGAAUGAAUGGCUGGCUGUCAAUACUGUGGAUUUCUUCAACCAGGUGAAUUUGCUAUAUGGUACCCUCACAGAGUUCUGUACUCCUGAGAAUUGUCCUACAAUGACUGCAGGACCCAAGUACGAGUAUAGGUGGGCUGAUGGUGUACAAAUCAAAAAGCCCAUUGAGGUCUCUGCUCCAAAAUAUGUUGAAUAUUUAAUGGAUUGGAUCGAAUCCCAGCUUGAUGAUGAGUCGAUAUUCCCUCAAAAGCUUGGCACACCAUUUCCUCCCAACUUCAAGGAUGUCGUGAAGACGAUAUUCAAAAGGUUGUUCCGUGUAUAUGCCCACAUUUAUCAUUCUCACUUUCAGAAAAUUGUGAGCCUUAAGGAGGAGGCACAUUUAAAUACAUGCUUCAAGCAUUUCAUACUUUUUACUCAUGAAUUUGGUUUAAUUGACAAAAAGGAGCUGGCUCCACUUCAAGAGCUGAUCGAAUCCAUUAUUGUUCCAUACUGAACAGGGUUUGGCAUAACUGGACAAAAAAGAGAAAAAAGGAGAUCCUAUUCUAUUCUAGGAACACAACUAAUUAAAAUAAUCAAUUGGUUUCUGAAUUUUUAAUGUAAUAUUUAUAUGUUGUCUUUGUUCUGUGUACAUGGUUCUGUGUUUGGAUAUUUUCUAAGGUUGUGGAAACUGCUCCCUACUCUUCCCAUGAACCAAGCUGAUUUAAAGAAAACCAGCUUCUUGAUUCAAAGGGAAUGAAGUUGGAACGCUUGUUAGUUUCAUGUUUCUCUCAUCUUUUCUUAUAUGAGGUUGCAUUUCAGA
Cucumis melo (muskmelon) is the source of this 1189-nucleotide messenger RNA. RefSeq names its product MOB kinase activator-like 1A. Gene Ontology annotation, molecular function: protein kinase activator activity. The transcript is spliced from 7 exons. The coding region runs from base 44 to 883 and encodes 279 amino acids. Gene Ontology annotation, biological process: positive regulation of protein phosphorylation; signal transduction. The record is from RefSeq and is a predicted model, not a curated record. Gene Ontology annotation, cellular component: cytoplasm; nucleus. NCBI's taxonomy places the organism in Eukaryota, Viridiplantae, Streptophyta, Magnoliopsida, Cucurbitales, Cucurbitaceae.